AUGAGCUCCUCCUCCUCCACUGUCUCGAACCCGUUCGCCGGUCCCGAUGUCACCCUCGUCCACAACCUCAACAUCCAUGAGCGUGUCCCGGUGAAGCUUGAUCAAAACACCGCGUCCUACUUCGCUUGGAAGCGGUAUUUUUCGCUCGUGUUCCGUGAGUACCUCCUGCACGGCCACAUGGACGGCACUGUGGACUCGGCGCUCAUGAUCAACGACGAGGAGUGGAUGAUCCUCGACGCCACCAUCAUCCGCUGGUUCUUCCUCACCAUCUCCAGCGACCUCUUCCACACCGUGGUGGAUGACGACGACGACGCCUACGCGGUCUGGACCAAGCUCAACGGCCUCUUCACCGACAACCGGCUGCAGCGCAAGGUCCUUCUCCACGGUGAGUUUUAUGGGUGCCAGCAACUUGACUCGUCCAUCAAUGAUUUUUGCAUGCGCCUCAAGAAGCUUGCCGAUGAGCUCCGUGAUCUCGGCGAGACGAUCGGCGACGAGCUCCUCAUCAGCACCCUCACCGCCGGCCUCAACGAGGAUUUUGGGAACGCCGCCUCCAACCUCACCCUCAUCCCGGAGCCUACCUUCGCUAAGGUGGUCGCGUACCUCAAGUUGGAGGAGCGCCGGAUGCGGAUGGCGUGGACUCGCGCGACCCACACCGCCCUUGUCGUCGGCACCCGCGGGGGUCAAGCCCCGCCACCACCGCGCCCGACGCCGCCCCAGCCGGCGGUGCCCGCCCCGGCCGCUCCCUUCCCGCCGCCCCAGCCGGCGGCUAAUGGAGGGGGUCGUCGCGGCGGCCGCAAGCAGGGGGGUGCAGGCGCUAAGGGAGGAGCACCCCGCCCGCCACAGCCGGCCUACCAGCCGGCCCCGUGGUACGCCGGUCAGAACCCAUGGACCGGCGUUGUGCACGCUUACUCCAUGCCGGUUCCCCGUGCUCCUGCCCCGGGUAUUCUCGGCGCCCAGCCACCGUCGCACCAGGCAUUCUACGCCGCGCUGCAGCCCUAUGCGACGCCCUACGGGCAGCAGCCACAGCCAGGCGGGCUGCCGCUGCUGCCCCUGAUGGCCCCGCCGCAGCCUCUCUCACCGGCGCCGUGGGACCCGGCCCUUCUGGCGGCUCUUCACACCGCUCCUUCCCCGUCCAGCUACACCGGCGGCGGCGACUGGUACAUGGACACCGGGGCCACCGCUCACAUGGCGGCCUAUCCCGGACGCUCGCACGCGGAUGGUGCUCCACCGAUGUGA
Aegilops tauschii subsp. strangulata is the source of this 1236-nucleotide messenger RNA. RefSeq lists its product as uncharacterized. The record is from RefSeq and is a predicted model, not a curated record. Lineage: Eukaryota; Viridiplantae; Streptophyta; Magnoliopsida; Poales; Poaceae.